Messenger RNA from Magallana angulata, 2632 nucleotides. RefSeq names its product MOB kinase activator 3B-like. The record is from RefSeq and is a predicted model, not a curated record. The transcript has 7 exons. Gene Ontology annotation, molecular function: protein kinase activator activity. Gene Ontology annotation, cellular component: cytoplasm; nucleus. The coding region runs from base 124 to 762 and encodes 212 amino acids. Gene Ontology annotation, biological process: positive regulation of protein phosphorylation; signal transduction. Lineage: Eukaryota; Metazoa; Mollusca; Bivalvia; Ostreida; Ostreidae.
AUGUUGUAAGAUUUGAUAAAAAGUUAUCUUUUGUGAGAGGAGUGCUACUAGUGGAAGUGCUGUGGUUGGGCAAUGUGAACAGGGCUCUUCCUGUUAGAGACAGAGAAGAGGGGAGUUAGGAAAAUGGGGACAGGCUACUCCACUGAGGCUACUUUCCGUCCCAAAAAGAGAUUUGAACCUGGGACCAUGAAGUUUAAUCUACACAAGCAAGCCAAUGCCUCAUUGAAUUCUGGGAUAGAUUUAAAGGAAGUGGUCAAGCUUCCACCUGGAGAAGACAUGAAUGAUUGGAUCGCAGUACAUGUGGUAGAUUUCUUUAAUAGAAUAAACCUGUUAUAUGGCACUGUGUGUGAGUACUGUACAGAACAGACAUGUCCGACCAUGAGUGGCGGACCCAAAUAUGAAUAUCACUGGUGUGAUGGCCAGACCUACAAGAAACCUACAGCAUUACCCGCCCCUAACUAUAUAGCCUUACUUAUGGAGUGGGUGGAAGCACAGAUCAAUGACGAAAAUAUCUUCCCAGUCAAAGUCGGUGUGCCAUUUCCAAAGACAUUUUUACCAACAGUAAAGAAAGUAUUGUCACGUCUGUUUCGAGUGUUUGUGCAUGUGUACAUCCACCAUUUUGACAAGAUGGUCGCUCUUGGAGCUGAAGCUCAUGUUAACACAUGCUACAAACACUUCUACUAUUUUGUGACGGAAUAUAACCUGGUGGACAAGAAGGAAUUAGAGCCUUUGAGAGACAUGACUGCCAAGAUUUGCCAUUGACCAAAACAGCUGCUUAUUUGACUGACUGAGGGGAGAGCACCCAGUAAAGAAGCAGAGCUCCUGUUUGGAAUAUUGAAUGAACAUGUGCUGAAUUUGCAAUCUGUCAAACAUUCUGAACCUUAUAAUCCAUAUUUACAGGAUUUUCCUAUGUUGGAAAAUUUUAAAAAGUGUUUUUAUUUGAUAUGUCAGGGAUAUGAUGAACACAAAAGUUGCUAAAUUACAGAUAUUGAUGCAUAAAACUUUAUGUUUGCAAUAUGUGCAUUGUUUUGGAUAGUUUUGUUAAGCAAGAGAUGGACUUUUGUGACUUGCAGGAUUGUUUAUUUUUGUUGAACUGAUUUUAAUGAUUUUAAAUAUUUUUUUAAAGUUUUAUAUUUCAUCUUUUCUCAUUACAACCAUACAAUGAUUUCUGUACAGUUUAGUCUCUUAUGUUUUUACUCUUGCCAACCACUGAGAUUUUUGUUCUAAUGACAUAAACAUAGAGCUAGUAAUCAAGAACUUUUAGUGUUUUAGAACAUUUAAAUUAAAAAAAAAAAUAAAUGUUACAAUUAUGAGUUAUAAACUUAUUCGAUUCUGUACAUCUAAUUAAUUUUUACUUUUUAAAUGUAAAAGUGAUCAAAUUUAUAAAAAUAAAUAUAUGAAAAAAGGAAUUUAAACAAAGUAUGUCAAGUUGCUCAAUUUUUUUUAGCAACCUUAUAUUCUUAACUUUUACAUUGAUUAAAAUAAAAAUAUGAUUUGAUUCAUUAUGUGACUGUAGAAAAUGAUACAUGUACAGUAUUUAAAUUGAACAUUAGUUUUUUGCUGUUUUAACUACUGACGAAUCAGUUAAAUUUGUGGGGUAAAUUUUCUUGGAUUUUUUUUGGGGGGGGGGGUUACCUAAUUGUUUACUAUUACAGUACAUGUACUUCGUUGAUUAAUGGAUAUGUCAAUGAAAGGUAUUCAAGAAAUCAACAAAUAAUUAAGCCACACCACACAUUCUUCAAAUAUUUCUUCAGUGUAUCUCAAAGAGUCCAUUCCAAACUGUAUGGAACACAUCAUUGACUCAUACUUCAUGCAUGAUAUUUCAUUAGAAUACCCAUAUUCUGAAUAUGUUUUACUUGUAUUUUCUAGGGUAUAUAACUACAUGUAACUUGAUCCAGUCUUUUUUAUGCUGUUUGAUGGCCAGAACUUUGAUUUUAAGAUUUUUGUAAUAUUUUGAAAGUGCUUAACAUUUGCCUGUUAUUUAUUGUUUAUAUUUAUCUGAAGAUGCUUCUAGGAAUUAAUCUAGAAACAAUAGAGAUGGUAUGUUUGUGAAAAUAGCUUUCUAAAAUCAGGUUAUUUUUUCAUAGUGUAUUAACUUUCAAGUAGCUUGAUUCAUUUCCUUUUAAAUGCUCUGAUGGCCAAAAUAAUUUCAGAUAUUUGCUGUAAAGAAAUACAUAUUUGACAACAUUAUGAUGGAAAAUGUAUUGGAAUGAAGUGUAUACAAUGUAUUGUGAUACCCAGAAUUUUAUUUCUCUAGUCAUUGAAUAAUUCUAAAAUCAAUUUACUCAAUCGAAUUGCAGGCAUAAUUAUGUUAUUUAAAAACAUGACUUUUAUAUUAUUUCUCUCUGUUUCAUUAAUGACUUGUAUGCUCCAGUACAUGUACCUGGUACAUAUACAUUAUAUGUUGAGUCUCUCUCAGGCAGUCUGUGACAAUUCUGAUAAGGAAUUACAUAGUAUUGUAGGUCUAAUUAUUUAAGGGUCUUCUUGAGGAGUGUUUACUAGGGAAUUCUAUCAACUUUUGCUUUUUAUCUAAAACUGGUGUCAUAUUGAAUACAUCGUGAUCUGGUAUCAUCUCUUUUGUACACGAGUCUUUGCAAUUGUCUCAAUGAUAAUAAAUCUUUUACAAAUUAGA